Molecule: messenger RNA, 1582 nt
Organism: Zootermopsis nevadensis
Lineage: Eukaryota; Metazoa; Arthropoda; Insecta; Blattodea; Termopsidae
Biological process (GO): regulation of transcription by RNA polymerase II
Molecular function (GO): RNA polymerase II cis-regulatory region sequence-specific DNA binding; DNA-binding transcription factor activity, RNA polymerase II-specific
Source: RefSeq, a predicted model, not a curated record
AAGUGGCGACGAGUGAAUCUCUACACAACAUGGAUGAAAUAAAAUAUAAACCAAGUUCAAACAACGAGACUACCAGUACACCUUCAGACUUCGAAGACGGAGAACAUCAUUUACCUGUAACAACACUUUUUAUAAAAAGUGAAACUAAAGAUGAAUCAUGGGAUAAUGUAAUAAACAAUGAACGCUUAAAGGAAGAGGUUACCAUAGAGAAACAUGAGUUGCACGUGGACAAUGGGGAUGAAUUAAAACCUAGAAAAGAGAAAUGUGAGAAUGUGGAAAUGUCAAACCAAUAUGACAUGUGUAUAAUCUUUCAACAACAAUAUAAUACGGAGACUGGACGCAACUGUACAAAUUUAAACCAGAAAUCAGAAGAAUUGUCAAAAGAGAAACGUUAUAAAUGCGAAUUGUGUAAUAAAUCGUUCUCACAAAGUGGUGCUUUAACGACCCAUAGACGUACUCAUACAGGAGAAAGACCAUACUCAUGUGACAUAUGUAAUAGAAAAUUCACGCAAAAAGUAACGCUAGAAAAUCAUUGUCGUGUCCAUACUGGAGAGAAGCCCUUCGUUUGUAAUAUCUGUAACAAUAAAUUUUCAAAAAAGACGAACCUUAAGUACCAUUAUCGCAUCCACUCUGGUCUGAAACCUUAUCAAUGUGAUGUUUGCAAUAAGACAUUCUCAUUACGCGAUCGCCUCAAAGAACACUACCGCAUUCAUACAGGAGAAAAACCAUAUGUUUGUGACAUUUGUAAUAAAAGAUUUUCACAGUGUGGAAAUUUAGCAACUCACAAGCGCACGCACACUGGAGAGAAACCAUAUAUUUGUGAUGUAUGCAAUAUGAAAUUCGCAGAAAGCGCGACCCUGAAGACGCACUAUCGUAUCCACACAGGCGAGCGGCCAUACGCGUGCAAUGUUUGCAAUAAAACAUUCUCCAAGAAAGGAAAUUUGACGAAUCACCAUCGUGUUCACACGGGAGAGAAGCCAUAUUGUUGUGUUGUAUGUAAUAAAAGGUUCUCUGAAAGUGCAAAUUUAAAAAAUCAUCUUCGUAUUCACACAGAAGAGAAGAGAUACAGUUGUUAUAUAUGCAAUAACAAGUAUUCUGAUAAAUCACAACUAAAAACUCACUAUCGUUGUCAUACAGACGCAAAGCCAUAUAUGUGUGUGGUAUGUAAUAAAAAAUUUUCUGAAAGUGUAAAUCUGAAAAAACAUUAUCGUAUACACACAGGAGAGAAGCCAUACAAAUGUGAAGUUUGUAAUAAACAGUUCACGCAGAGUGGUCACCUUGAAACACACAAACGCACGCACACUGGGGAAAAGCCAUUCACUUGUAACAUCUGUAAUAAGAAAUUCUCACAAAAAGUAACUUUAAAGAGACAUGGUCGUCUUCACGCAGAAGACACACAAAAUUCGAAGACUCGGACACUUAGCUCUGAGAAUACUGGAGAUCGAUUGCAUCCAGCAUGUUCUGAAUUAUUAAUGGAAAAUCAGCAGUAAUUUUUAAUUUGAGGUUCUCAUGGCACCAAAUAUGAAAACAGCUGUUCUGGGUUGUUGCACUGUGUAGUAUGCAAUGUUUCAGAGUUGCUUGC